Molecule: messenger RNA, 861 nt
Organism: Chlorella variabilis
Lineage: Eukaryota; Viridiplantae; Chlorophyta; Trebouxiophyceae; Chlorellales; Chlorellaceae
Exons: 7
Coding region: 1-861 (286 amino acids)
Molecular function (GO): hydrolase activity, hydrolyzing O-glycosyl compounds
Source: RefSeq, a predicted model, not a curated record
AUGAGGACCCCCAGGCUAAGCCCAGUUGCCAGGCUGGGCUUCCUCCUGCUGGCCAUGGCCUCCCUGUGCACCGCCAAGGCGGCCAAGCGUCCGCCCCCGCCCUCCACGCUGAACCCCCGCUCCCUCUACACCGCCGGCAAUGCCAUCUACUGGGCAGACGGCACACGCUUCUCCGGGCGUGGGGUGAACGCUCACGACGCGCGUUCUUGCGUGGCCUGCGUGGGGCGGCAGAACAUGACUGAAGUGAGGCGCCGCAUCGACUUUGCCAUCACAUCCAUGUGCUACCCCAACUGCAACCUGGAUGCUGCCUACCUGGCAGACAUCGACGCCCUGCUGGGGUACAUAGGCGCCACCUACCCGCGCGUCCAACUGCUGCUCAGCGCAUGGGCCAGCAAGCUGGCCUGGGGCCAGACCACGCUGGGCUGGCCCACCGCCACCACCAAUGCGCGCUGGCAGCAGGUGGUGUCGGCUGUGGGGCACCACCCGCACGUGUGGUUUGGGGUGGUGAACGAGCCAGAGUACAACUUCAAUGGCGGGCAGGAUGCGCAGGGCCGUCAGGUGUGGCAGGCCAUGAAUUCUGCUGUGGCCGCCAUCCGCGAGCAGGAGGCAGCCCUGGGGCAGCCACCACACAUCGUGACGGUGCAGGGCACGCGGGCCUGGGGCCGCACCCUUGCCUACUAUCUCACCAACCCCAUCACCGCGGGGCAGGGUAUCAACGUGGUCUACGAGACUCAUGCCUCCACGGGACUCGGCGGCACGGCGUUUGGGCCCAAGCUUGCUGCCGGCGCCGCCGUGCCCGGGGGGCAGCGCGGCGGCGGCGGCACGCUGCGACGCCCCCGUGCUGCCGAGCUGCGGCCGUAG